AUGGCGGCGCAGGCCGGCCGCCAGCCGCUGCUGGUGGUGCGCUCGGAGCGUGCCCUGCCCGGCCGGUCGCCGUACGUGGAGGUGACGCGCGCCAGACUGCAUGCGUCACAGGACAGCAGAUCAGACGGAGCGCGGCCUCGACCGCCGACCGGUCUGACUCGGCGAGCCCGGCUGGGCGACGAGUACCGCAACACGUCCGUGGUGUUGCCGGGCCGGCCGCUGAGCUCCGCCGCCUCCUCCUCCUCCGAGGGGAGCUCCGAGGAGAGCUCCCCGGGCGGGCGCGGCGCCCGCCACCCGCCGCCGUCGCCGCCGCCGCCCAUCGCCAACGGCACCCCGGCGGCCACCGUCGACAGCAUCGGCAACUGCAACGUCGUCAACGAGGUGGGCCAGAGCCGACGGCUGGAGAAGCAGCGGGCGCGCCGCCUGCCGCCUGGCGGCGAGACGGGCGACUGCUCGCCUCCGCCGUGCAUGCUCCCCAAGGAUGAAGCGUAUUACAGCCAGUUUCCAGUCAUGAAGGAGCCGCCGCGACGCCGCGACAUCGUCGCAUUUAAGUGCUGGGAUAUGGAUGAGCAGUACAGUCCGUACAUCAGCGGCUACCAGGAGGCCACCGUCAUGGAGGUGUCGGACGGCGGUCAGCUGACGCUACAGCUCCUCGACUACCAGCCUCGCGGGCGGCGGCAGGGCCGCUUCGAGAUCACCUCCGCCGACGACGACGAGAUAGUCGACCUGGAGGAGGAAGCGGGCAUAGUGGAGAAGGCAUGGUCCGAGCUGUUCCAGCCCCGCCUGCUGCACCCGUGACCUGCCGGCUGCGUCGCGUCGGGGGCGGCGGAUGCGGUCAGGUCCGUGUCGGUGCCGUGGUUCGCCCCGGCAGCUGCCGGCCGGUCUGUGGUUAGUCGGCGAGCGUGCCCCGCGUCCCCUGCGGACGCCGCCGGCGUGGUGUCCCACCGGCGGCUCGGUUCAGAGCGGGCUCACCGCUGGCACCCCUGCGCGGCCGGCGAGGGUCGGACGCGGAAGUCACAACGUCAGACUUAUUGUGCGGCGUCCGGUGGCGGGGACGGCGGCGGCGUGAAGGCUGUGUCUCAGGGCGGCUGUCGUGAGGACGAGCCGGAGUGGCGUUACCCAGCGGCGGAUGCUCUGAAAAUACAGACAACUGCA
Molecule: messenger RNA, 1155 nt
Organism: Pollicipes pollicipes
Lineage: Eukaryota; Metazoa; Arthropoda; Thecostraca; Pollicipedomorpha; Pollicipedidae
Exons: 4
Coding region: 1-798 (265 amino acids)
Source: RefSeq, a predicted model, not a curated record